Molecule: messenger RNA, 1282 nt
Organism: Drosophila ananassae
Lineage: Eukaryota; Metazoa; Arthropoda; Insecta; Diptera; Drosophilidae
Gene: slf
Exons: 3
Coding region: 143-838 (231 amino acids)
Source: RefSeq, a predicted model, not a curated record
UCGACUAUAAAACAGUUUGCGGCUGCCAAUUGACUUUUGUUUUCGUUUGCGUCUGGUCUCGUCUGGUUGUCUGGUUGGACAAUUCGGCGACUACAGUCUAAAAACCGUGCUGUGCAGUGUGAUUCCAAAAAAGCAAGCAAAGAUGAAAGUCACCCUCGCGUUAGCGACUUUCUGCGUGGUGGCAGCCUGCGCCAAUGCGGCCAGAACCACCACAACCACAGCGACCAAGCCUGGUCGCUUCCUCUCACUGCCCGUGCCCGCCAAGUGCGCCAGCCGUCCCAAGGAGUUCUCCUAUCGCGGCAAAAACAUGUUCCUAACCACCCACGUGCCCGCCCUGGCCAACAAGAAGGUCGACUGGCUCGAUGGCCGUAACCUGUGCCGCGAAUACUGCAUGGAUCUGGUCGCCUUGGAGACCCAAGAGAAGAACAACCUGAUCUUCCGUGUCAUCCAGCAGAACGAUGUGCCCUACAUCUGGACCGCCGGUCGCAUCUGCGAUUUCGCUGGCUGCGAGAACCGUCCCGAUCUGGAGCCCAAGAACGUGUACGGAUGGUUCUGGUCCGCAACCCGCGAGAAGAUCCAGGCCACCAACCGCAUUCCUCAGGGAUGGGGCUACAACCCCUGGUCCCAGACCGGACACAAGAAGCGCCCACAGCCCGACAACGCUGAAUACGACAUUAACCAGACCAAGGAGCAGUGCCUGUCCGUCCUGAACAACGUGUACAACGAUGGCAUCGCCUGGCACGACGUUGCCUGCUACCACGAGAAGCCCGUCAUCUGCGAGGACAACGAGGAGCUGCUGCGCUAUGUGGCGGCCACGAAUCCCGGAAUCCGUCUAUAAGCGGCUCACGGGGCGUUCGCUGUUUGCCUAAUUUUAAAGCUACUUAUUAUAAUAUUCCUUAAACGAGUUUUUGUAUAAUUUUUGUUUGUAUGUGUACGACGAAAACGGAAGAAAGCAAGACAAAUAGACUUUAGAAUUUACAAAUCCCCGAUCUUACCGUAUCACCUAUAAUACUGAUCACUGAUACUGUCAUCACACUACACACCCCAGCACCCAGUCACACCUCCUCUCUAUCUCUAUCUUGAAACUGCCAAUUUUACGCGUAGAAUUUCAUUCCGUUGUAAUCAAUUGAGUCGUUUCCCGACAAAAACUUGAAUAUUUAUAAGCAAUCCUCAAUUGCAACAAAUUCGGAGAAUCUCUUUAGUAUUUUGUUUGAGACACUCACGUUUUUCCCACAAAGAGAUUCAAUAAAAUUUUUAUAAAGAUACCAUAAAAAAAAAUCAA